Lethenteron reissneri (Far Eastern brook lamprey) is the source of this 1449-nucleotide messenger RNA. RefSeq names its product aquaporin AQPAn.G-like. Gene Ontology annotation, biological process: transmembrane transport; water transport. NCBI's taxonomy places the organism in Eukaryota, Metazoa, Chordata, Hyperoartia, Petromyzontiformes, Petromyzontidae. Gene Ontology annotation, molecular function: water channel activity. The record is from RefSeq and is a predicted model, not a curated record. Gene Ontology annotation, cellular component: plasma membrane; basolateral plasma membrane.
CUUUCGAGACGGGACUUCAAUAUCUCUAACGACUCUGAUUGUCUUAUUAGCAAGGGCACUGCACUGGCAAAAAAAUCCCCAUCACCCCCAGGAACAGAGCCCUUGACCUCUAAGUCCUUAGAAUGCGACGAUGCGAAGAUAUCAGGGACCUCGUUUGAGAAUGCACGUGGAUCAGUUCCUGCAGACACUGCGGGGCUAACCACAUCGAGUGCCUUGCAGGUCAGCGGCUAGCAGGAUCUCACAGUCCACUCGAGACUUGAGUGGUAGCCAGUGCAGAGACGGGAUAGCAGCUGUGUGAUGUGCAGACCCGAAACGGUGUGCGCAUUCGGACAUGAUGAUGAUGAUGUUGUUGUUGUCGUUGAUUCGGGGUCAGGACAGAUGCGAAGGAGGAGGAGGAUCUAUCCUCAACUCCGAUGACCUGUGAUCUUUGCAGGAACCUAUUUCGUCUUCUCCAUCCUGGCUCCUGCUGCCGCAAACCGUCGGGCAGUGCCUCGACCAUGACCGCCUUCCGCGGUGUCUUCACGCGCCCCUUCCUCCGCGCCCUCGCGUCGGAGCUCGCGGGCACCGCCCUCUUCCUGCUCCUCUCCCUCGGCUCCGUCGUUGCCUGGGCCGGCUCCGACCGAAGCCCCGGGGUGACCCACACCUCGCUCGCCUUCGGCCUCUCGCUCGCCACGGCAGUCCACUGCUUCGGGCACGUGAGCGGGGCGCACCUGAACCCCGCCGUCACGGUCGCGAUGCUCGCGGCGCGCAAGACGACGCUCGCCAAAGCUGCUCUCUACGUUGUCGCCCAGUGCCUUGGGGCUACGGUGGGCGCCGGGCUACUCGUGACCGUCACUCCCGAGGAGUUCCGCGGGUCGCUGGGGGUCACACGGGUGAGGGAGGGUCUGGGCGUGGGCCGCGCCUUCCUGGUGGAGGCGGCGGUCACGCUGCUGCUCGUCCUCGCCGUCUUCUCCGCGGGAGACGCGCGGCGCCGGGACUCCUCAUCGGGGCCUCUCGCGAUCGGCCUCAGCGUCACCGCGGGGCACCUCUUCGCUAUCCCGUACACUGGUGCCUCCAUGAACCCCGCGCGCUCAUUGGGACCGGCCCUCGUUAUGGGAAGCUUCGAUGACCACUGGGUCUACUGGGUUGGCCCCACGGUGGGCGCCGUGGUGGCGGGAGCCGCCUACCGCUUCCUGCUGUGCCCGGACUCGGAGCCUCCGGCUCGUGGCGCUCCAGAGUCGCCCGCCGACUCAGAGCCGCAGUGGUCGCGGUGGCCGGAGCAGCUGGCCCCCCGGGAUGACGACCAGAGGCUGUCGGCCGCCCACGAACUCUCCCCGCCACCCCACGCCGCGUCGCGCUCCGAGCGAGAGCCCGAGCGCCUCGUGCUGAGCCCCACGGUGCACGUGAUCCAGCUGGAGCGGUCCGGGGGAGAGCACGCGCAGCGCAAGCGCAGCUCCUCAGAGCUGUGAC